This is a messenger RNA of Podarcis muralis (Common wall lizard), 7882 nucleotides long. RefSeq names its product potassium voltage-gated channel interacting protein 1 (gene KCNIP1). Gene Ontology annotation, biological process: regulation of potassium ion transmembrane transport. NCBI's taxonomy places the organism in Eukaryota, Metazoa, Chordata, Lepidosauria, Squamata, Lacertidae. The record is from RefSeq and is a predicted model, not a curated record. Gene Ontology annotation, cellular component: voltage-gated potassium channel complex. Gene Ontology annotation, molecular function: calcium ion binding; transmembrane transporter binding; potassium channel regulator activity.
GAUGUUUUCCCUGUAGACCUACAGGCUUCUGGUUGGAGCCAUAAGGAAACGAGAGAAAAAAUUAGCCUGUGUGUUUGUGUGGCUGUGCUCCAGUAAAUAUUUUGAUGCAUCUGCUGCCAGCUCUGGUCUGAGGGAAUCUACCUAGCAUUUAAAUUUUGAUGGGGAGCUGUUUUGAAUAAUAAGAGUGCAGCCGGCUGUGAGUCAGUGCAUGUGUGUGUUGACUGAAAGGGGGAGAAAAAAAUCUGAAAGCUUAACGCUUGCUGAACGCUCAGCUGCAGUGCUUUGCUUUUCCCUCCUCCUUUUUCUCCGAGUAGAUAUUCCAAACAGAUUUUUUUUGGGUGGUGGUGUUUCACUGGGAGGAGGGAGGGGAAGCAUAUUUUGUGUAGCCCCUCACCCAAGUAGCUGUUACAAUGGGUGCUGUAAUGGGCACGUUCUCUUCUCUGCAAACCAAACAAAGAAGACCCUCGAGAGACUUCGCCCGGUGGUAUUACCUGUCUCAGAGAGCAUAUACUAUCCCAAGGAAUCUGUUUUUAAAUAAAGUUGAAGAUGAAUUGGAAAUGACCACAGUAUGUUACCGGCCAGAAGGACUAGAACAACUUGAGGCACAAACCAAUUUCACAAAGAAGGAACUUCAAGUUCUUUACAGAGGAUUCAAAAACGAAUGUCCUAGUGGAGCUGUUAAUGAAGAGACGUUCAAACAGAUCUAUGCACAGUUUUUCCCACAUGGGGAUGCUAGUAUGUAUGCCCAUUAUCUCUUUAAUGCAUUUGAUACAGCACAGAAUGGAUCUGUGAAAUUUGAGGAUUUUGUGAUGGCACUAUCCAUUCUGUUGAGAGGAACAGUUCACGAAAAGCUACGAUGGACAUUUAAUCUGUAUGACAUAAAUAAAGAUGGCUAUAUAAACAAGGAGGAAAUGAUGGAUAUAGUAAAGGCAAUUUAUGAUAUGAUGGGCAAAUACACCUACCCAGUGCUGAAAGAUGAUGCUCCAAGGCAGCACGUAGAAGUUUUUUUCCAGAAAAUGGAUAAAAAUAAGGAUGGUGUCGUUACUCUGGAUGAGUUUAUUGAGUCAUGUCAGGAGGAUGACAAUAUCAUGAGAUCCUUACAGCUUUUUGAAAAUGUCAUGUAACAGCAAGCUGAGGAACAGCAUAGGAAUCUGAGACUUUAUAUGUAAUGAGACCCUGAAGAAAAUGAGUCAAGAUUUUUUCCCCGCCACCUUUUUUGAUGAAAGCUUUUUACUACUUGGACAUACUCAGCGUGCAAGGAUUUUAUAUGCCAUCGCAAACUGAGCUGUGUCUCUGAAUGCAACAAACUCCAUCUCGCCUCCCUCAAGAGACACUGAUUAGAAUUUAUUUCAUUUGGAAGCAUGCUAAUAAAACCUGACCAGAGAGACCUGCUGCUUAAAGUUUAAUGAAUUAUUGAAGUUUAAAUGAUUAAAACAAUAUUCAAGUUUCUGUUAGCUAAUCACAAAAGUUCUGCUGCUUUUGCUCUAGCAAGCUGGAUUGCAUAUGGUACCACAGCAUCAGUAGCUUGCUAUACAUCUGUUGUAAGCAGAAACUCUUUUUGUAUCAUCACAGGACAAACAGUUGUGCUUAUAUUUUGCUUUGACAGUGGGAUAUGUGCUAGAAAAACUCAUGCUAGUUUUGCAAAUGGACACAAAUCUAACAUGGUAAACGGCCAGCAAGAUUAAUUUAGGUCCUGUCUUGAUGAUCAGUUUGUAGUCAACAAAAGCAAAGGAAAUGCUUCCUGUUCAGAGACAGAUACUGCAUUUCCCCAGAACUUAAAAAGGCAACAGACUGCUGCUAGGGAAAUGAUUUAUUUCCCCCACUGGCAAAGCUGUUGUAAGCUGGAGGGCUUUCAGCAGUUGGCUGUUUCCUAGUGUCCAUGGUAUCAAUAAUAAAAAGUGAUGCAACUCCAUCCUCACCACAUAGCCAUUUGAUAUAGCAACUCGUAACACCAAUGCUCUGCCUGCAAAGAGGGGACUCGCUGAGAGCUGGAACUGACUCUUCCUAAGACAAAGCUUGGGGAAGCCUCUUGUCAAGUUUUACCACCAACACCUCCAUAGGAAGUCUUCCCACUUUGCCACAAGGUAGGACUCCAAAUCAGCUAUGCUGGUGGAGGCUGAUGAGUGUUGUAGUCCAAAAUAUCUGGUGGGCACUGGGUUAGGGAAAGCUGUUUCGGAUGAACUUGGUGAUGUGGGAAGAAGGUGAAAUUCAAAGGCGUGUGCACAGACACAUAUUUGCCUUGGAACUGCCAGUUGUUAUGGGAGCCCUCCUCCUCCUUCAGGCUGUGUUCUCUUUCCCACGCAAUAGGACACAAAUUAUCCAGCAUGGGAAUAGUACCAGCAAUGCCACUUCUACAACUGCCCACUCCCAUUGUACUACAAUCCCAUAUAUGGAUUGUUUUGUGCUCUACUGCCUCUGGACUGAGAUCUGAAGGGUUAUUUCACAAUGCCAAGAAUGCAGUUGAGGCGUGCUUGCAGCUGAUUGUCUUGACAUGCCCAACUCAUAACUUACUUCCCUUCUGUUCUUAAAAACUCAUACUUGUGUCCCCUGCCGUCGCUCUGACUGACUCCAGUGAAGUUUCUCAUUGUGCAUACAAGUGAAUGAAAUUCCUCAUAGUUCAUCUGAGUCGAGAGAAUCAGAUAAAAGCAGAGUUUACUUUUGCAGGCAAAAUCUGAAGCAUAUUCUACAAAAUAUACUGAGCUUUGAUAAGUUUCCCCCAUUGCUUUCAUCGUUUUGAAAGGUGCACAGUCCAAGGCCAAAGCUUCCAUAGCGUUUAAAGGGCUGGAAUAUUAAAAGUCAUAAGUUUUUUCACAUUCAUUCUCCCUAGUGCACACUGCAGUGAAAUGUGGGAUCAGCAGACAGUGCUGGACAUUGUUUUGCACCGUACCAAUUUAACAUGGAAUGCUAACAGCCUACCAAGUAGUCCCUACCCACUACUCAGGCCCCACUCAGCCCCCCUGAAAUGAACUGAGAUCAUGCACAGUUUCCCUGUGUAUUGUGCCUAGUUUUCAAGCACAAAAGCAAGCACGAUGCUCUGUGUGCACUAAAACAUGCACCAUUUGACCAUUUAAAGUAGCUGGAGUCCUGAGCCAAUAUGAAGCACACACUGAUUUCACUGAGGCUGGGAGCACUAGCUUGCAAAACAAUGAGGUUGUUUAAGAGCAAGAUAAAGAGCAGGGGGAUUUUGAAGUAUUUUAAACCAAUUUAAUGGUUUUGUUCAAAGCAUCUACUUUUAGUGGGGGUGGGGAGGUUUUUUUGGGGGGGGGUAAUCUGAAACUUCCAUUGGAAGAAAAUGACAAUAGUUGUAAAGUAAAAUUUUAUGGUGACUAUUUCAAGAUUUUACAGUAUUUCCAAUUAUACACACCAUUCAUAUUACAUGUCCCAAAUCCAGCUAAAGUUAUCUGUGUGGUGUAAGGCACAAUCAUAUGUAUAUUUUCUUGGGAGUAAGCCCAUUGAGUUCCAGUGGAGUUUAAUCUGAUAUAACGUGUUUAGGAUUGCAGCCUAAGGUGACAAUCCUGAACAACUUGCUUGGAAGUAAAUUCUGUUGAGACCAUUGGACCUUGCUUCCAAGUAAACCUGGUUAAGAUUUAAGCCCCAUUUGCCUUCAGUAUCACUUAGUCAUGGCUAACUUUACCUGGACUGGGAUGAGAACAGUUUCUCCACACAACUGUAACCAUUUGGUUUGGUAGGAAGUUGCAGUCACUGCCUGUGCCUUCUACAAGCCCAAAGAGCUCCUGCCAGUACAUUUAGUACAAGAGGAUACACUCUAGAACAUGAGGAUAUUUUGCUUGGGAUAGGAUCCAACUGUUUGCUAUCAUGUAUAACCCUAGCUGGGUAGUCAGUACUGAAAGAAAUAACAGAAAAUUAAUCUCCAUAGUUAUACAAGAGCCAGUUCUUCAUUUAAGUCCCCAUGCUAGAAAAAUAAGAUGCAUGUUUUAAAUAAUUACUAAAUUAGUAAAUUUAGAGAUUAGUGCCAGGACCUUGUUUGGCUGCCUGCAAGUGCCAUGUGUCCUGAUUUGCCGCAAGGCCUAGGAAAGUUCGUAGCCUAGAGAAAUUACUGGCUGUGGACAGAAGAAAUAAGAAAGGGCAGGAAUGUAUUGGGUUACACUGCACACACACUGACCAUCAGAUUUCCAGGAAAGUGUUACAGAUAUUUUUUACAAACAGAUUACAUGUUGUUGGCAAUCAAAUAUAUUUUAAAUAUGACACCCAUAGUUUUAUAUUUUAUAAAUCACAUUAACUGUAACGCCUAAACUUAUAUAGAAAUCAAUAUAGCUAGUGUAACUGGAUUUGUGAUGUGACAGGUUUGUUCACAAUAAGAUACUGUCCUUUAAACCUUGAAAAACUGGUUUGGAAUACCCAGCCUCCACUGACUCUCCAUUACCUGAUUGUUUUCAGUCCUUGCUCCCCAUUCCUUAAAAGAUCCAGUGGUUUGUAUUCCAAACCGUGAUCCCUGUAUAUGUGCAGUAUGUACAGAGGCCUGUAGCAUCCCUAGUUCAAUAGGGAGCUUUGUGUGCAAUGUGGUGCUGGUUCCUAUCGAAAAGGCCAGGGCCUUUUUUACAAGCUAAAAUCCUGGCAACCAGUCCCCUUGCUUUAUCUUCCUUGUCAACUAAACUUUUCCCCCCCAUUUUUAAAAAAGAACUAUGCAUGAAACACUGACUGAUUUGCCCACUCUCCACUAGUUGGAAGUGACUCAUAGUGUUUUCCAUUUUAUGAUGUGGAAGAGACUGUAGGUUUGGAAUAUGGGGAAAACUCAACUUCUGCUUUAAUUAUUAUUUAUUGUUGCAGGAUAAAGUAAAUCUCCUGAGCCUCUUCUCCCAGGAUGGAGACCAUGUGGUCAUCCCAGAUGUUGUUGGACUGCAGCUCCCAUAAUUCCUGACCGUUAGCCAUCCUGGCCAGGACUGAUAGAAGUUGGAAUCCAAUAGUAUCUGGAGAACCACAUGUUUCCAUCCCUUCUCUAGUCCAGUUCCCUAGUUCCCUAUUCUAAAAUGGGGUGUACGAAUUACCAAAAUAUCAUAUAACAUCUUUUAUAGCACGUUUUCCUCAAAUGUUUUGAAUGGGGGAUUUUCUCACAAAGCCAAUUUCAGCUUCAGAAAAAGGGCUUUCCUUAGGAUCAUGGUAGAUGUCAAAUCUACUUUUGCCCCAACACCUACUUCUAAACUUACUGUACCUAUGAAGCACCCCAGCUAGUUGGCAGCCAUUUCACAAGCCGAUAAAUGCACAGCACCAGCCUGCACAGCUCUCUCUCUCUUUGUGUGUAAAAGUCUGAGGGUUGAGGCACUAAUUCAACUGUGACAUUUUUAAAAGAACUAAGAGGACAUCUUAGUUUUCCUGUUAAAACUGCUUCUGGGAGACUGACUCUACCAACUUCAGCACCUCCCUCCAUUGGAUCCUCACCUACCACCCAAAUUAGGGGUACUGCAAUCCCCCAAAUUUGAAAAUUGUACUGAUUGAAUGAUAAAAUAAGUCUAAAUCUGUAAACAAUAGUAGUUCAGCUAAGUCUACAUCCACCACACACACACACACAAUGUAAAUUAAAACUUGUGUUAUUUGUGCUUACCACCUUCUGAGUCCACUUUAACCGUUUGGUAAAGUAGACUAAGGUUUGUGGGAGCGCAUGACAUUAUUAGGCUACUUGGAGCACAAUGCUAUGCAUGUUUCCUCAGGAUCAGGGGUGUCUUUAGCAUAUGUGGCGCCGGGAUGCAAAAAACAGGGGGGGCAGGCCAAAGUUGUUGAGGUUUUGUAGGGGGGCAGCUCAGAGCUUUUUGGGGGGCACACAACUGUCCCAUGCUCCUGCGGGAGGAAAGCAAACCCCACAGCUUGGGAGGGAAGCUACGUGCCUUGUGUGAGCAGUGUAUGUACGCUGGGUGGGCCUCUCAACGGCCCACCAAUCCCAGGCACCCAGGAGGGCGGAGCCGGCCAGCUGCCUCAGUGCCCACAGCAGAAAAGCCUGCGGCACUCUGACGGGCUCUGUGCCGCUCAGCAGCGGCUGUCGGCUGGCCUGGCUCUUCAAUCCCGGACUCCAAAUCUCGGCCACGGACUCUAGGCCUGGCGCCCCUGAGAGCCCGCACCCCUAGCACCUAUGGGUAAGCAGGCCCUGCUCAGAAUUAAGUCCCAUUGUGUUCAGUGGGACAUUCUCUGGGGUGAGUAUGCACAGGAUUGCAGUCAUUAGUGCAUAUGCUUUUUCAUGCACUGGAACUAAUGCUAUAAAAUGGAAGUUAAUGUAUGUAACCAGCAAAAAUGAGGACAAUGUUGAACUUUGGCACAAGCACUAGGAAUGAGGCUGUGGUGUCCUGUCCUUUCCCUUCCCUGCAGUGAUCAGUCUAUUAGCACUACCACAGUGUUUCUCCUGGCUAAAAGCUAACCCAACCCAACUCCAAAUACAGUAUUUUGCCAAUUAAGUUAAUUUGCUCAAUUUUGUUAGCUUGUUCAACAUGUUAUGCCACAAGGAAGCUCUUGCAAGUCAAAGGGAGCUGCCAUGGAUAGAGGUUACAUGUGGCAUGGCCACCCAAUAGCACAGUGGUUCUGCUCCUGCUCCUCUUGACAUCAGUGACAAAAACUCAGUGACUCCAGUAGACUUUUGUGGGACAAAAUUGAUGGUUCAAAUGGAGUAAAUGUCUCCCAUCUGCAAUUAAGGUUACUAGUGGCCAUGGUAGCAGGAACUUAUCAUGUUGCAUUUUUACUUUUUAUUUUAUUUUAAGGUAUACUGUAAAAAGAGACUGAAGCCAUUCUCUCCCUUGUUACUAUCGCUUAACUGUGAUGAUGCCAGGGUCCUUAAUAAUCCAGUCUUGUUUGUUGGCUUGUUUUCCAUCUGAACCCUUUUAUUGUGUUGAAGAAGGUCUCACCCAUGGACUGAACCUGUGAAUAGAGCAUGCAGCCUGACUAUUAAGUAAAGAAAACAGAAAAAAGUAUCAUUCGUGGUAAUGCCAUUUAUUAUCAGGAAAUGGGCUCAUGGGAAUGAGUGCAAAUCAGCCAAAAGUAUGCAGUACACCAGAGGAGAAAAAGCCAGGCAUCAGCUUAAAACUAUUACUGAACUCCAUGUUCAAAAGUGCUUUAAAAAAGCUUAACUUGGUCUGGAUCAUCCCAAUCUUUGUAAGCAUUCUGGAGCUCAAUAGCCUGAUCAUUUUUCAUAAUUGCAAUAUUCAUGGCAAUGACUUGAUAAUAAGAGAAAAUACUGUGAUAAAUUGGUUUUGCAUCAUCCUGAAUUUUACCAGCAUUAUGUAGAAUGUAGUUCUUGGGCUAGGUUUCUAAGUUUUAAAAUGUCAAUGUUCUCCACUGUACAAAUCUGCUCAUAACUGUAGUUGUUUCAGCAAUGUCCAAAAUGUUUGUCUGACCAAUAGUUAAGAGUUAUUACAAUUGUGUCAGAAGUACUUUUUCUAAAUGUUGUUUAUAUGCAUUUCAGCAGUUCAUUAAAAAAACCAGAAAGGAGAAUGAUGAUGAUGCAAAAAAUAAAAAUAAAUCAAUGUAUCUGCUACUGUUGAUGUUAAGUUUUCCUGUUACUCAUUGCGAUCCCAUGAGUAACCCUGAAUAAUGCUGAUUGUAAGAUUUCACAGGUGAUUUACUAAAUGUUCAGUUGGAAUGACAGAUUAAUGGCAUCCCUGAAAGUUUGUCAUGUUACAAACAAACAAACAAAAAGCAUUUCUAACUUGUUGACAUAAGAAAUAUGAUUCAUAAGAGUGCAGUGGUGUUACAGCUUUUUCCUUCCAUAGCUUUUAAGCACAUCAGAAAAUUAACAAAAUUUCAUGGUAAGUAAAGCCAUUCUGUUGAAGCAGCAAUGCAUAGCUUCACUUUCACAAAUAUUAUGAUCAAACAGCAAUUUGUAUAAUAUUUUGUUGAACAUUUUCAAAGAUUUUGGUUUUAAUAAUAAAAAAUAUAAUAUGUA